Colletotrichum karsti is the source of this 1446-nucleotide messenger RNA. Its product is annotated as putative FAD dependent oxidoreductase. The record is from RefSeq and is a predicted model, not a curated record. The coding region runs from base 1 to 1446 and encodes 481 amino acids. The transcript has 8 exons. Lineage: Eukaryota; Fungi; Ascomycota; Sordariomycetes; Glomerellales; Glomerellaceae. Gene Ontology annotation, molecular function: sarcosine oxidase activity; flavin adenine dinucleotide binding.
AUGUCGGAAUCAAAGUCGAUUGCUAUCGUUGGCGCGGGCAUUUUUGGGCUUUCUCUAGCUGUCGCUCUCAGCAAGAACCCGAAGUACCAGAUCGACGUCUUCGAUCGACACCAGUAUGACGAGUCGGGAUACUCCCCCGAUUACCAUUACAGCACCCAAGCUGCGUCCGUGGAUCAUAACAAGAUUUUUCGGGCGUCCUACGGGAAGAAGAUUCACUACCAACGGUUGGCGCUGGAAAGCCGUGCUGCUUGGGAGAAGAUCAACCAGCAGCGCCACCGAGAAGAGAGUGAGAAGGAUCAAUCGGAACUUUUCAGCGGAUGCGGCAUGCUCCGCGUUCAGCCCACCGCAGAGCUCGAUGAACUAGAGCGUGAGACUCUGAAGAACUUUGAGCGAGACGGGCUGAGAGACACUCAGUUUGUCAAAAGUGAUUCAAACGAUCGCAAGCGUGCAUCAGAGCGAGGUUGGGACGCAAAGCUGCUUGAUUUCGCCAUCCCAGACUCAUCACCAGUUGAGACAUUUGAGGCCGUUCUGGACUCCACGGCUGGCUUUACUAAAUGCAGCGACGCUUGUGCCUACUUUUACAAGAUGGCUCACCGCCAAGGUGUCAGAUUUCACUUUGGCCCAGAGAAGGGAGCUUUUGAUAGCCUUCUCGAGGAGAACGUUCCCGGUUCAUCUGCGAAGAAGGCUGCUGGGUUGAAAACCAAAGAUGGAGUUCUCCACGCAGCCGAUGUUGUGGUCAUCGCCGCGGGAUCGUUCUCAACGCAGCUCCUCCCCGAGCUCUCGUAUCACUUGGAGUCUUCUGCUGGAAGCGUGGUGACCUUCAAGAUUAGCAGAGAUGAUUCGCUGCUGUGGGACAAGUACUCGCCUGAGCGCUUCCCGGUAAUUACCUGGAAAAGUGCAGCACGAACGCCAGACGGAAAAGACAUUGGUAGCAUUUACGUAUUCCCUCGAACCUCGGAUGGUCUCAUCAAGAUUGGAUACCGGGGUGUAAAGUUCACCAACUUCCAACCUGCCCCUCCCGAGGCUGGGUUCACGCAAGACGGCGAGUGGUCUGUACCCUUGUCGCCAGCUGACUCCCGCCAUGUUCCAGACCGAGCCAGGGAGGCAAUCAAGCCGUUUGUUUCCACCUUCCUGCCGGACUUUGACGGGAAGGAGUUUUACACCACGAAGAUGUGUUGGUACACAGACUCGCUCGACAACUCUUUUGUAAUCGACUAUGUGCCAAAAUACACCAACUCAGUGUUCGUUUGCACUGGCGGCAGUGGGCACGGGGCAAAGUUUCUCCCUGUUCUUGGUGAACAUGCCGCAGACAUCUUGGAAAACGGUGAUGAGAGCAACUCAUUCAUGCGUCCUCACUGGCGUUGGAGAGAGAACGCUCGCAGGGGCAACGGACUUGAGGAGGGACCCAAGGGUCCGAGAAACAUCGGAGGAGCGAGGGAAGCUUGA